Hyaloscypha bicolor E is the source of this 2726-nucleotide messenger RNA. RefSeq lists its product as uncharacterized. Gene Ontology annotation, biological process: regulation of DNA-templated transcription. NCBI's taxonomy places the organism in Eukaryota, Fungi, Ascomycota, Leotiomycetes, Helotiales, Hyaloscyphaceae. Bases 164 to 2467 code for a protein of 767 amino acids. The transcript has 3 exons. Gene Ontology annotation, molecular function: DNA-binding transcription factor activity, RNA polymerase II-specific; zinc ion binding. The record is from RefSeq and is a predicted model, not a curated record.
GUCACAAUCAAGCCGUCUAUAAAGUUCGAAAAUAUGUCACAAUAUACAUUCGCCAGCGUCAUUAAACGCAAGGCUUCGUCUGCGACCUCAGCAGACCAACGAAGUUUUAAGGACGCGCGCGCGGCUUCAAGCUGUGUAUUGACGUGGGGAGACUGCUUUCAUUAUGGGCAGGCGAUCCGGCGAGUCAAAGAAGAAGGCAGGCCGCACUGCUAAGGCCAAACCAGGAUGCUUAACAUGCGAAGAACGCGGACUGACAUGCGACGAAACGCUUCCUACCUGCCAACACUGCCAACAGAGUGGACGAGUAUGCAAAGGGCUACGGGGGAGGACUGGGCUGUGGGGAAAGACCUCUACGAGCCCUGGGCCGGCGUUUAUGGUCGGGAUGGAUCACUCGAAGCUAUCAAGCAACCCACCCAAACAAACUGCAUCGGAAGGUGACCUGGUGGAUGGUGCGAACCGAGAGAGUUCCAAAAAGCCCCGUACUGGAAAGAGGACCGCCGAUGCAGUGCCGCUGCCAGAGGCUAGGACCACGGGUAGCCCGAAACGAGCUCGGAGUCGCAAGGACGAACAGCAGGACGGAGACUGCAUAACUGUGUCUUUUGAGUCAAUGGAGAACCACAAGCAUCCAAAUCGAAGUCCAGCAUCUGAGGCUACUAUGCCUACUGCGCAAUCAGAUGUUGUAGAGUGUCAGUCUCAUCGUCAGGUUUCGAGCGAGGAUAGCAACGCCAUGCAGAAGGCACGGUUGGCUUUGUCGGCUGUCGAGACAAGCAGAUGGACUAAGCCAUCUCAAGGCAAUACACCACCUGACUCAAGGACCAAAUCGAACAGCGCUUCAACACAUUCUCCUACAUCCGAUAGUCGACCCUUGGAAAUUACCGAAAUUGACAAUACUGGGUUGUCGGGCCAAGCAAGGAACCCUCCAAAUGACCCGUCACCCCCAGCUAGAGGGCCGUCAGACCUACAUGUUCCUGCGAGUUCCGAACAACAGAGUUUCUCGUCAGUCCCUGUUGAGGCUGAGCAAGACCCGGGUAGACCAUGGAACUCCCCUAGGGUUGAUACGCACAGUCAGGCAGUGGAAACAGAACGUCGCCCGUUGAUGUCAGGAUCCUUUGGAGGCUCCUCGGUCGCGGGAACCGGCCGGUCGGCCUCAUUCGAUAACAUUCCACCACCUCCUGACAGCACUCAUUACCCAGCAUCGAUGCAAGAUGCUGGAAGUCGGCUGUUUCAACCACAAAUGAUCACUACGGAUCCUGCUAGGGGCAAUCGUCCAUCAGAUUCCCUCAAUACUAGCCAGCACCUAGAAUCUGUGUCCAUUUCAUCAUCAAAUGCAACAACGCCAGCAACUCAUCACCACCGGGCCCCACCACCUAGCCAAGCGUCUUCUAACCGACCGGCUCUAACAUUUACCAUAGACGGCUUGCAAGGCGAGUUGCCUUGGUCUACGAUGCGGCCCUUUGUCGAGGUGUUUACAAGAAAUGGCGACGUCCUCCUACAAUCAAGGACGCUAAUCGGAUAUAAAGUAUACCCCAUGGAAUUCAUAAUGUGGCCAAAGCUACGGGACUUCCACAGAUGGUAUAUGACGGAGACAGGAACCACCGAUGUCUUGCAUCUCCGAAUUGAGAUGUAUAACGCCGAAUCGAAACUCGAAAAUAUAUUCGUCAUCUCCAGAGACAAUGCACACCAUCUUCCGGUGUUGAGGCAAUAUAUCUGGGACUUCUUCUGGACGGCAUCAAGCUUGAACAACACAUCUACUUUCAAGGUUGUGGUAAGGGAUGCUCGUGAUGCUGAGUGUGGUGCUACUGCCCUUGUGCUCCCAGCGGAACGCUCUACGACCUCCAGGGCUAGAACUAUCGGGCUGGUAGCUGAUUCCCGGCCACCAGCUGCCCAAGUGUGUGGUGGAUACCCGCCUCGUCAUAAUAAAGUCACCGCCCAUACAAUUUCCUCCGUUGCUCCUCGUGCCCUGGCACCAAAAAUUGUCCCCACAGCGGCCCAGAUGCACAUUCCAGAAAUCAAAUACCCUGGAUCGUCCAUGGGUGUUGCUGCGUACGUUCCUCAAAACCAACCAGAGGAUGCUCGAGACUUGAGCAGCCGACAAACAGCAAUAGCGGCGGUUCUUGCUCCGGAAAUCGCUGUCAGGGUUCAAACAGACGGAGCGGGAAAGGUCAGCGCUCGCUACAGCAAGUGGGUUUUGAGACCAGAAAUCACGACGGCAGAUUUCUUUGCUUGGUUUGCACACCAGACUGGCCGUGGUGGUAGCAAUGGGCCGCCAUCACUGAGAUUCACCCUUAAAGACGCCAUGCCAGCCCCAACAUCGAGCACGAUUGCACAAGCCGACGAGGACCAUUUCAAUUUAAUGAAAAGGGACCUUAAGACGCAAUUUGAAAAGGCGGGGGAGCUUGUACCGAACUUGAAAGAAUUUCUUGUUUUAGUGACUGAUCCAGAUUGGGUUUCAGAGGAGGACUGGUAAUUUUGACUUUGUUUUGAUUUUGAUGAGCAUUAGGCUUGGGUUCUUUAAAGGCAAUUGACGUUUUGUGGUGUGGGAUGGGCCAUUCUCAUGUAUUUAGUUGAAUAGAGCUAUUCAACUUGAAUGCUUCAUCCUCGAAACUUCUCCUGUAAUAUACCAAAUAACAUUUCACUAUUGUUGAGCAACACCCCCAGCUAGUACCAUUACCCCGAGACGAGACUGAGGAGCAGUGGUUACUUCGUAAUAUGCAAACCAAAAUGGG